Messenger RNA from Entrophospora candida, 426 nucleotides. The record is from the annotation of a GenBank genome assembly. NCBI's taxonomy places the organism in Eukaryota, Fungi, Glomeromycota, Glomeromycetes, Entrophosporales, Entrophosporaceae.
AUCCUCAAACUGGCGCAACGUUAGGUACCUUGUACUUUCCAUUUUCAUGUGCACUGUUAUUUGGAUAUUAUCAUGAAGGUUGGGAAAAUGGUUUCCCUCGAGGACGUGAAUAUAUUGCAAUAGCUGGUAUCAUGGCAAUGACUUUUGGUGAUGCAUUUGCAAGUAUUAUUGGAAAACGUUAUGGGAAGAGGUAUUAUCAUGUGGUGACAGCUCGUUCCGAACGUCGUACCAUUGAAGGAUCUCUAGCAAAUUUUGUCGCUACUGCGAUUGCAAUUCUGUUCUUUUGGUCGAUAAUGUCACCACCAACACUACUAAAUUCCACGUGGAAUUAUAUCACCGGAGCAUUGAUUGGAGCAACAGCGAGCACAUUGUUGGAAGCAAUUAGUCCAAUGGGAACUGAUAACAUCAGUGUUCCAUUAGGUGUCA